GACCCUCGGCGCGUGCUCCGUAACACAAUCGGUUCGACACCACAGACUGACCGGAACCGACCGCAGAGGUCGAUUAAUCGAUCAGCCGCUGAUCGGUUCUCUGUGAUCAACGGUGUGCGCGCGGCUCAGCUAGGCUAACUGUUAGCACGGAAGUUCUGGACGGUUCUGCUAGCUGCUGAUGCUAAGCUAACAACCUAGGAGGGUUAAAGUGCCAACUUACCGUCCACGGUGGUAGUUUCGCUCACCUGUACUGAGAAGGUGGUUCACUUCUCACCUGAGUGUAUCACUGUGGGAACUGAUCAUCACCUGUACGCAGGUGAAGUUCCACAUUAGAAAUGAACACAUGAAGAUACAGGUGUGUUAUUCUAAAGAUGCUGAUGAUCCUGGAGUAGCAGACCUGUUCGUACCUGCUCACCUGAGAUCAGGUGAACUGAGUGUCCUAAAAAAAUCAAAACCACAAACGAGGAAAAUGCGGCACACGAACCUACACCGCGGUCCCCGAAUUUGACAGAACGCCACAGACCGAGCAGCAGGGAGGGCCGGCUCUCAUCAUGGAGAAUGGACAGAGCACCACCACCAAGCUGGGGCUGCCACCGCUCACCCCCAACCAGGCGGAGGCGCUGCAGAAGGCGAAGAAGUACGCAAUGGAGCAGAGCAUCAAGAGCGUCCUCGUCAAGCAGACUCUGGCUCAGCAGCAGCAGAUCACCAACCUGCAGAUGGCGUCUCUGACGAUGGGUUUGGGCGACGCUCUGUCUCCUCUGCAAUCGGUGGCGGCUCAGCGGCAGAGAGCGCUCGCCAUCAUGUGUCGCGUGUACGUUGGAUCCAUUUACUACGAACUCGGAGAGGACACCAUCAGGCAGGCCUUCGCCCCCUUUGGACCAAUCAAAAGCAUCGACAUGUCCUGGGACUCUGUGACCAUGAAGCACAAGGGCUUCGCCUUCGUGGAAUACGAGAUGCCUGAAGCAGCGCAGCUUGCACUGGAGCAGAUGAACUCAGUUGUCCUCGGAGGACGGAACAUCAAGGUCGGGAGGCCCAGCAACAUCGGCCAGGCUCAGCCAAUCAUCGACCAGCUGGCGGAGGAAGCGCGUGCCUUCAACAGGAUCUACGUGGCGUCAGUGCACCCCGACCUCUCCGACGAUGACAUCAAGAGUGUGUUCGAGGCCUUUGGAAAGAUCAAGUCGUGCAUGCUGGCCCGCGAGCCGACCACGGGCCGGCACAAAGGCUACGGCUUCAUCGAGUAUGAGAAGGCUCAGUCGGCCCAGGACGCCGUCGCCUCCAUGAACCUGUUCGACCUGGGUGGUCAGUACCUGCGCGUGGGCAAAGCCGUGACGCCACCCAUGCCCCUUCUCACACCAACAACGUCUGGUGGACUGCCCACUGCCGCCGCCAUGGCUGCUGCCGUCGCCACCGCAAAGAUCACAGCUCAGGAGGCGGUGGGAGCAUCGGUGCUCGGAGCGCUGGCCGGACCGGCGCUCCUGUCCCAGCAGCUCGGAGGCCUCCCUCAGGCUGUCAUGGCCCACCAGGCUCCAGGUGUCAUCACAGGUGUGACCCCAGUGAGACCUGGUGUGCCUCAGGUGGGCUUGGUGAACCCUGUGCUGGCCACGCCCCCAACACAGACGGUUUCCUUUGGUGCUGAUCCAAAGAAGAAAGAGGAGGAGGAGCGUCAGCAGGAGGUGCAGCAGGACGGCGCCAUGGAGCCGCUGAGCGACCAGGAGCACAUGAGCAUCAGCGGCAGCAGCGCCCGACACAUGGUGAUGAGGAAGCUGCUGCGCAAGCAGGAGUCCACCGUCAUGGUUUUGAGGAACAUGGUCGGGCCCGAUGACAUCGACGACGACCUGGAGGGCGAGGUCACCGAGGAGUGCGGGAAGUUCGGCCAGGUGAAGCGAGUCAUUAUCUAUCAGGAGCGUCAGGGAGAGGAGGACGACGCCGAAGUCAUCGUCAAGAUCUUUGUGGAGUUCUCAGAAGCUGCCGAGAUGAACAGAGCCAUCCAGGCGCUGAACCACCGCUGGUUCGGCGGCAGGAAGGUGGUCGCUGAGGUUUACGACCAGGAACGCUUCGACAACGGGGACCUGUCGGCGUAGAGCACGCUCGUCGGGGAGCGUAGCAUAGCGGGCUCUUUCUAACUUGUCUGUUUUUCAUCGGUGUUUGUCUCCAGGGAAACGUCUCCGCGUCCUCUGCUCCAGUGUUUCUGUGCAGGGUCAAAGGACGAAGCAGCUGCUUCUCAUGUUUCAGCUGCUCGCCGCCUCGCCGUUUCUUACAGCCACUGCUUUCCUAAUACGAUGUCCUUCGUUUCCAUGGUAACAGAAACGGGACACAGAGGGCGUCAGUUAAAAAUGUACCAUGAGCUCCGUGCUAACGUUAAGAGCUCAACUGAUUUACAUGGUCUGAUAUCAGUUUGUCAGCAGUUUCAUUGAGUGAUGUCACGCUCGACUCCACCCACUGUAGAUGGUGCCAGUGGAGCCGCCCUGCUGGACAAACUGUGUAUUGACGAGUUUCAUUUACUGAAUUUUUUUUUUUUUAAAAACGGAUUUUGGAUUGGCGCGAUUAGAAACGUUGUCGAUCGCGUUCUACUAACUGCCACGCCCCUUCUCCUUAGAACACUGGGCAGGGCCGCGGCACCGACACCCUGAGAGUGAGGCGUAAAGAUUUGGUUUGAAACACACAAAAACAAUCACCAGCAGGAAGGAAAAACUGGACCUGACGUCCAGGAACCAGGACCCACAGAUCAGUAAGUUGAACAGUAACUUCCUGUCUGGGUUCUGACCCAGUUACACGGCCGCGGUGCCUUCAGGGACCUUCUGUACAAUGGUGAGCCGGCCGGAGCUGAAACAUGAAGCAACUGUGGACCAGAUGUGACGUCACCUGUGUUCUUCCAGAUGUUCAGCCUUUUGUUCACAGCCUCACAAGAGAAACACCUGGAGUCUAACAAACUGACUAAACCUGAACGCACCACAGCAUCAUCCACUCUCAGGCCGUCUCCCGCUUGUCCCGAGGAGUCACAUGAUCCCAGUCUCUGAGCAACUUUGAGCCUCAGAGGCGGUGCUGCGUUCAGGUGCUCUUCGGGGUUUGAAGGUCAAACACCGAAACUUGUGAAUAAAACUCUUUUUUUUUUUUUCUGCUGUUUUGUUUGUGUGAAGCUGCUCUCUGAUUGGUCGGCAGUUGAGUGCAAAAAUCUGUUUGAUAAUAAAAGAUAAUAGAAAGCA
Messenger RNA from Maylandia zebra (zebra mbuna), 3203 nucleotides. RefSeq names its product poly-U binding splicing factor a (gene puf60a). Gene Ontology annotation, cellular component: catalytic step 2 spliceosome; precatalytic spliceosome. The record is from RefSeq and is a predicted model, not a curated record. Gene Ontology annotation, molecular function: RNA binding. Gene Ontology annotation, biological process: regulation of alternative mRNA splicing, via spliceosome; alternative mRNA splicing, via spliceosome; mRNA splice site recognition. NCBI's taxonomy places the organism in Eukaryota, Metazoa, Chordata, Actinopteri, Cichliformes, Cichlidae.